CCGCACGCAUAUUAUACAUACCUACGCAUACAUACGCACACACACGCACACACACACGUACACACGGUGUACCAUACGCAUGCACGCCAGCGUUCACUCACGCACCUGAGGGGGAAAACGCGUGGCUAUUUGCCCCCCCUGUUUACGAUACGGUCCGUCCGGCCUGUGCAUUCGGUAGCUCGUUUGUUUGUUCAAUCGCCUGCUCUCUGCUGCUCUCUGCUCUUCCACGAUCCGCCAGUGAUUUCCAUUCAUUCACACACAUACGCGUGUCUCACCCCCUCUCCCCCGCCCGUAUGGUAUAUUCAUUUAUCGUCGCGUCCGCUCCGUCCCUCGUACGCCACAGUGAAGUUCGAAAUACAAUUCCUCGAUAAUCUCACGUUGAUUUAUGUAUGUGUGCCACAGCUUUUUUAAUCACAUUCCCGCGUCACGUACCAAGUCACGGUCUCGCUCGACUCUCCAGCCCAGGACAGAGUAUUUUUGCACCCCUUCGGGGUGCGCUUCGGCAUCACCGCCGCCGGCGUGGGCCCUAAAAUCCAGGCUGCGUGCACGUAAUCCAGCACAGUGUCGUGGGACGAAAGUGGCGGGUGGUGUGUUUACCGUGGUGGCGGCGAGGGUAUUAUCCUGACGGGACUAAAACUGGUCAGAUGCGACUAAAGCCCUGCCUCGUAACUUUCUAUCUCCUGUUGCUUUCGAUCGUCUCGACCUAUAUUGCUCCUGCGUUCGGUUCUGAUACACUUCGUUACAAGCGCUCGAGACAUCGUUAUUUUACGGUGGACAACAAUGGCGUGUCACCGGAUACCGGGAAUCCUCCAUCCACUACGCCAACCUCGACGGAUGACGGAUCCGCAAGCUCGGAGAACCGGCACGUCUACAAGAACGACGAUCCAUGCCUGGUGAAGUAUUGCGGCGCGGGAAAAGAGUGCCAGGUCUCCGCGGACGGCGGCGAGGAGAUCGUCGCCGCGUGCGUCUGCGUUCGUAGAUGCGCGCGGAGGCAUCGACCGGUCUGUGCGAGCAAUGGCAGGGUAUACGUCAAUCACUGCGAGAUGCACCGCGCGGCCUGCAACGCCGGCACGCCGUUGACCACGCGAAGGCUCUCCAGAUGCCUCGGCAAUGGUAAUUACAGCGCACAGGCACGGAAGGAUUUCUUCGCGUACCAUGCCUCCUCCAAAGGCAAGAAUAUCGCCAAGUACGCUAAGUCUAAGAAUAAAGUAAAGCAUCAUCCGGCGAGCAAAUCGAUCCCACGAAAGAACGGUCACGUUAUCGAGGAGUGUUCGGCGCAGGAAUACGAGAUUAUGAAAGACAACUUACUCCUGUAUAGCCACGCCAGAUUAAUGGCCGAGGAUAAUCACAGCAAGGAAUACUUGGUCAGCAUCAUGUUUUCUCACUACGACAGAAACAAUGAUGGUAAUUUGGAGCGGGAGGAGCUCUUACAGAUCGCUAAGGAAGAAAACAUGGAGGAGCUAUCCGCGGGGUGCAAUUUGAGCCACAUGAUCAGCUACGAUGACACCGAUGGUGACGGCAGAUUAAACGUUAACGAGUUCUACACUGCCUUCAGCAAGCUUUACAGUGUAUCGGUGGUAUCGUUGGAUAAAUCCCUCGAAGUGAAUCACAUAUCCGCGCGAGUCGGGGACAACGUUGAGAUUAAGUGCGACGUCACCGGAACGCCACCCCCGCCUUUGGUCUGGCGCCGUUAUGGCACAGACGUGGAAACCCUCAGUGAGCCGGAGAUUCGCGUUCUCAACGAUGGCAGUCUCUAUCUGACAAACGUGCAGUUGGAACAUGCUGGUAAUUACACGUGCCACGCUCUCAGGAACCAGGACGUGGUCCAAACUCACAUGCUCACCAUAUACACCGUACCCGAAGUCAGGGUGACACCACAGUUCCAAUCCAAGCGGCCAAAGGGAACGGCGAAGAUGAAGUGCCACGUGAUAGGUGAGCCUCUCCCGCGUGUACGAUGGUUGAAGAACGACAAACCCCUAAGCGAGGAUCAGCCAGACAAGUACGAAGUGAUCGGGAACGGUACCAAAUUGCUAAUUAGGAAGGUCGAUUAUGCCGACACCGGGGCUUACAUGUGUGAAGCGACCAGCGCUGGGGGACUAACGAGAGACAUUAGCAGUUUAGUGAUUCAGGAGCAGCCUACACCGAUUGCGGUGGAUGAAGAACGCAGAUUCUUAUCUUUUCACGAGUGGGGUAUUUUAGUAUAUGAGCCAUCUACGUGUCAUGCGUUGCACGAGAUUCAUUCCACGGACAUCAUACCUGGUACUCAGGAAUACGUCUGCGGGCCUAAAAAUGUUCCCUGUUCUUGGGGACGUGCCAUAAACGUUGCUGAUAGAUAUGUAUACGUUAGUCAACCGGAUAAGAACCGCGUGCUUGUGAUCAGCGAAGUGCAGAUGAUGAUAAUCGAUGUAGUGGCUACGGACAAAAACCCGGUAGAUCUGUGGUAUGUACGAAACCUCGACUACGUCUGGGUGUUAAACUGGAGGAGCGAAAUGGACGUUGGCAUCAAGACCGUGCAAAUAAUCAAGGAAGCUGCCCAGCGAAAAAAACACCACACUAUGCGACCAGAGCCUAUCGAUGCGCAAUUCGAUCUCGUGAGAGGCCUGUAUAUUCCACAGCAGCGAGAUAUAAAACACGUAUUCAAAUAUGGUUACGUGACCCAUACGAAUCAGCAUGGGAUGUACAAGCUCGAUCUGGUCAACAUGAGAUAUACUCGUACCGUGAACUUGGCCAGCUACAACUGCGUGCCAACAAGCAUGGAAUUUUCCGAUCUUUACGGUUUUGUGAUAUUGGAGUGCGAAGAGCCGAUCACUGGUCGACCUACCGGUCAAAUACUAUUAGAUUACCUUACUGACAGCGUUCUCGCUCAUAAACCGAGCAUCCUGGGAAAACCAGCAAUUUCUCCCGAUUCCAGAUAUCUGGUUACUCUCGACAAACAAAACACCGGUGUCACUCUCGUGGUGCAGGAGAUAUUACCAAGCGGACUAAAAUUCGCUUUUGAUGUGAAAACAACCUUAAAUAUCAGCGACAUUGCCUUCUAUCCAUCGCAAACGACACAUAGUUACGACAUAUACGCUUCAUCGACAGACAAAGAAGAUAUCCUCUUUCUAGAUUUAACUACUGGAAAAGUGGAAAUGAUAACAGGCGUGGGGAAGGCAACACCACCACAUCUCACCAAAUGGGGUAAUCCGAACAGACCGAUAAUACAAAGCGGUAUAUUUGGUCGAUAUAUGGUAAGCCCCUCCAACCAGGCGCUCUUUGUUCUCAACGGGGAGACCCGUACGGUGAAUUGCGAGAUUGGUGGCCUUAUACAUCCCGGCGCGAUUGUUUGGUUCACUGUUUCGUUGCGCUAAUGAAUGUAGCUUCGUGACGACGACAAUACGAGACGUAUAUAAAUUGAUCAUAGAGAUCCGAGUGGGUACCAAAGCCAAUACCGAAAAACUUUAGGUGGAAUUAAAGCUAACAUAUUAUUAUAGAGAAAUAAACUGUGCGAUAAAUGCUUUCAUCUUCCCUAGAUAGUUUUUAAAAUAAAUGCCUCACGUUUAAAUAUUUUUGCAUUAUGACUGCACCAUAACUG
Molecule: messenger RNA, 3574 nt
Organism: Temnothorax curvispinosus
Lineage: Eukaryota; Metazoa; Arthropoda; Insecta; Hymenoptera; Formicidae
Gene: Fstl5
Product: follistatin-related protein 5-like
Exons: 17
Coding region: 645-3350 (901 amino acids)
Biological process (GO): cell differentiation; regulation of BMP signaling pathway; multicellular organism development
Molecular function (GO): calcium ion binding; protein binding
Source: RefSeq, a predicted model, not a curated record